This is a messenger RNA of Pecten maximus, 4344 nucleotides long. Its product is annotated as toll-like receptor 7. Gene Ontology annotation, cellular component: extracellular matrix. The transcript is spliced from 3 exons. NCBI's taxonomy places the organism in Eukaryota, Metazoa, Mollusca, Bivalvia, Pectinida, Pectinidae. Gene Ontology annotation, molecular function: protein binding. The record is from RefSeq and is a predicted model, not a curated record. Gene Ontology annotation, biological process: signal transduction. Bases 321 to 3959 code for a protein of 1212 amino acids.
CAUGACCUGGACACGGUCUGUUGAAUUUGUUAGGCUGUAUUCAGAGGCACUUAAGGCCAUGGUCACUUUAGCUAAGUUUAUCCUGUGGUCAGUCUAGCCAUCUCGUGGCCAGCUAUUUACACCUGGUCAUCAAGGUCAAAUCCUGAAAGUUUCAUUACGUGUGGAAGACAUCAGACAGGUUAACGAGAAAUGGACACAAACUUUUGACUGCAUGUUUCCGGACGUAUAAGCAUCACCGUGACCAGUAUAUCUAUCGACUAGGUAGGAAGUCGGAAUUCUUGUUACUGGUUGUCAGAGCAUGACGUCAUAGUACUGCCGCCAUGGAAACGUACCAUAUUCUAACUGUGUUAAUAAUAGCAUGUUGUUGUGAUUCAAUUCUUGGAGCUACAAAGGAGUUUGAAGUCACGUGGUAUGAUGGCAGAGAUCACGUGUUUCGUUACAACCGUACAAACUAUGGAGACUGUUUGUUCACGUCGAACCCGGAUGUACUGAAGUGUAUGGGGAGUUACACAUACAAGUCAAUCACGGCCGUGUGGAAAUAUGACCCGGAUGAAAUUCGCUACGUCUCCGUUAGGUGUCAGCAGCAAGAGUAUUUCGCGGAUCACCGUCACGUGUGCAUAUGUAAAAAUGGCACGGGUGCUGCCAACCCCGCGUCGUCAAGGCAACAUGACCGAUUCUACUUUUGUCAGGUGACAAAACUCUCCGCGAAUACAUUCAGCGAUCUGACAAAUUUAGAAACCCUGGACUUAUCCGAUAACUCCAUAACUAAGGUCGAAGGCGAGUCCUUAAGGGGCAUAUCUGACCUCAAGUUCCUAGAUAUCGGACGGAACCCUUUAGAGGCACUUCCAGACGGGUUGCUAUGUGACGUCCCUUCUCUGGAAGUGUUGUCAUUGGAGAACACCAGACUGACGUCAUUUCCGGCGUACGUGUUUGACUGUGGGAAGACGUUCUCCAACCUUACCUAUAUAGAUUUAAGUGAUGGCGUGAUUGCUUCUAUAGCAGCUGACUCUCUAAAGAAUCUUAACAAUCUCAAAUCGCUCAACUUAAGCUGUAAUUUAUUGUCUCAGAUUCCAUCACGAACAUUCGCGACAUCAAAAAAUUUGGAAUAUCUGGAUCUUUCGCGUAACGAAUUCAUUUCCUUCCCGGUUGGAGUUUGUGAACACGCCAGCUCUCUGAAGCAUUUCAGACUCAACGAGAAUCAUUUUAAAAUUCUAAACAUGACAAAUUUACAGGAGUGUUCCAAUGUUACAUAUUUAGAUUUCUCAUCAAAUCAGAUUCGGAAAAUGAUUGGGACUGUCAACAGGAUGAUGGCCGUGGAGAAUCUCAAUUUGUCUCAUAACUUUAUUCGAAAUAUCGGCGACAAUUUCUUCACAAAUUUUGUGAAACUUUCGGUUUUAAAUUUGGCUAAAAACGAAAUCGGGACAAUAUCCCAGAAUGCAUUUCGAGGACUUCCUUCUUUAAAGUCACUGAACCUAUCCGGAAACAAGAUCGCUGAUACCUCGGCCUUGUCGCUGGUGUUUCGUCAUUUAGAAAACCUCACGGAACUGUCGUUAACUGGGAACUCGCUUCAUAGUUUACCAGACGGCAUAUUUGAAUCUAUGGUCAAACUAAAGACAUUGGAUCUAUCCCAGAAUUCCCUGAAGUCCCUGACAAGUCAGGCAUUUAGAGGACUGGUGUUUUUGACCAACCUCCGUUUAUCUUCUAACAUGAUCAUAGAUCUUCCGGCCACCAUCUUUCAGAAUCUUCGACUAUUGAAUACUUUAGAUUUAUCUAACAAUCUUCUACUCCAUUUUGACGACAUUUUGCUUUCGGAUAUGACCUUGACCUUUAAUCUCAGUAACAAUAAACUGAUGAACUUUCCAAAUUCAUUCAGCCAUGCAAAUGUUUCCACGCUUGACCUUCACAGGAAUAGCAUUGUAACGCUGAGCAGUAUGUCGAUGACGUUUUUACACUCCAUUAAAUAUCUCGAUCUUAGCCAUAACCAAAUAUCUUUGAUACAGGACGGUGCAUUUGAAGGAUUAACAAAUUUAGAAGCGUUGAAUUUAACACAUAAUCAACUUGUUUUGAAUUUAAAUUUGGAUGUAUUUAGAGGAGCGAGAAAGCUACUCGACCUUGACCUUUCACAUAACAACUUGACCAGUGUUGAUUUCAUGUUUUCACACAGCACUUUGGACGUGGUCAAGACUUUACGGCUUGACCACAACCCAAUAGACACCGUGACUGAUAUGACCAACAAGGCCGUAAACACGUCCAGUCCGACACUGGAAAAGCUCGUGCUGUCAUACUGCAGAAUCAGAAACAUCUCGAAAUAUGCUUUCAAAGGUCUUUGGAAUCUCGGAAAUAUCGACCUGUCUAAUAAUCUGGUCCAGGAAAUGGAUCCACUGGAAACGAAAGUCGGGACACAGUUUAAUCUUCUCGGUAAUCCUCUAAUUUGCACGUGCGUUAUGAAAUGGCUGGCUGAGCCUUACGUCACAGUAGACGGUAACAUGAUACACACGCACGAUUACAACGUCGAUACGUGUGAAGUGUUUCCGAAAGGUUACAACGUAUCACUUCGAAAGGUUCCGAAGGACGACUUCCUGUGUAGAGAGGAGACUGGAUGUGAUUCGAACUGCGAAUGUUUCUCACGUGAUAGGUAUGGACCAAUCGUGACCAUGGAUUGCUCAGAUUUAGACAAGCCAAUGGCCAACAUACCGAUCUCCGUUAUUGAUCUUUAUCUGGACGGGAAUAACUUCUUUAUCAUUAGUACCACUUUGGGGGGUGAGACUUCGUUACAAGUGGAGAACCUCUAUCUCAACAUUAGCGGUAUACGUGAGAUAUCUGUCAAUGUGUUCACGAAUUUAAAAUUGUUAAAAAUAUUAGAUUUGUCAAACAAUAGAAUAUCCGAUAUUUUACCACUUACAUUUCAAUAUCAAAGUGAAUUACAACAUCUAAAUUUGUCAAAUAACUUUCUCACCACUCUCGUUCCUCACACAUUUAAAGGUUUGGAUGAAUUACGUAGUUUGGAUUUAACCAGCAACGAGUUCCUCAUACUGGAUGCUAUGUCAACAGCCGAACUAUCGCGAUUUCAAAACGCAUUCUAUGUUUUACUUGGUAAAAACCCCUACUCCUGCACAUGCGCAAACUCAAACUUCCGGCAAUGGCUGAUUGUGUAUUCAAAUCGUGUCCACGACAAAAAGGAUAUCCGCUGUGAUACAAAUGGAAAGGAAUUAAAAUUGCUAUCUGACGAAACCUUCAAAUGUUUAGGUUCGGAAAACGCUUCCGGUAGUGGAAGGUCGGCUGUAAUAAUUGCUGUCAUAGUAACCAUUGUUAUAUUGGUGGUUCUGGGAGCCGCCAUGUUUUAUUACAAACGUGAUUUGCUGGCAGUGUUGUUUACUAAGUUACAUAUCGGCUGUCUGAGACCGGAAUCAGAUAGCUCUAAACAAAGCGACGCUUUCAUUGUCUACAACACCAACGAUUCCAAGUGUAACGAGUGGGUCAGACUCAUGUUUAUGCAGAAACUCGGUAGGAAGCGCAACUACAAGUUCAUCUUCCCUGACCGAGUACAGUUACUUCAAAGUGUGCACGUGGCGGACUCUGAGAGCCAGCAGCCGUAUGACUGUAAGUGUGCUGUGUUUGUGGUGAGCUACAGUUUUAUGAACAGUAACUGGGCAGCGGAGUGUUUCCGAAAAGCUUGGAAUUAUUCACAAGAUAACAAAAAGUUUCGAGUUUUAUUGGUUAUAUAUGGAGAUAUCGACGUCGGUUCACUCCUACCGGAAAUGAACCAGAUGCUUCGGAAGGGGGAUUAUAUCACGGCAAGGUCAAGGGCAGUGUGGGAUAGACUAAUUUACGAACUUCCGGAUCCGCAAGGCGGAAGUGGGAAUCACCAUGACGAUGACGUUUCGGAAUCUGACGUCAUUCUUUACAACGCACAAAAAUACCAGACACUUGAUGACACUGACAUAGUCCUGGGAACGUGAUACUAUUUUUAGAAUUGUAUCGUCUGUGUGUGACAACAUUUACAAAUCAGCAAAAACCCGCUUCCGUUUUUCUAGUGAUUGAUAUAAAUAUUUGUUUAAACCAUAUUUUGUAUUUCUUGAAUCAGUUUGUUCAUUAUAUUUAUAACAUGCAUCUUAUGGGAUCGGGGCCCUGGCAAAUCAACGACAAGAUAUUCUUUUUAAAUAAAAAGAAUACACUUGUAUGUAUAGAAAUACGAUUUUACAGAAAACAUUACGGAACGAAUUAAUCUUCAGUGGAAUACACACAACUUGAAAAGACUAUCAACUUAUAAUGAGUCAGCGUGGCCUCACGCUAAAUAUACUUACAUUUAUGUACAAUUGUAAGAUAAAGAUAUCUUAUCAUAAA